Messenger RNA from Crotalus tigris (Tiger rattlesnake), 4611 nucleotides. It is a transcript of the gene SUV39H1, whose product is annotated as suppressor of variegation 3-9 homolog 1. Gene Ontology annotation, molecular function: zinc ion binding; histone H3K9 methyltransferase activity; protein binding. The coding region runs from base 1282 to 2535 and encodes 417 amino acids. Lineage: Eukaryota; Metazoa; Chordata; Lepidosauria; Squamata; Viperidae. The transcript has 6 exons. The record is from RefSeq and is a predicted model, not a curated record. Gene Ontology annotation, cellular component: nucleus.
CCCACUUUAAAUGGGUAAGUCAGAAUCACUAAACAACUGUUACACUAAUUUAACAGUUGCAGUCAUUCAUUUAACAACUUGGCAAGAAAGAUUAUAAAAUGGGGCAAAAUUCACUUGACAACUGUCUCACUUAGCAACAGAAAGUUUGGGCUCAGUUGUGCUCAUAAGUCAAAGACUACCUAUAUAGCGUAAAAGUUUAUCUAUUCUAUACAGAAUAUUUUGUUUGCUGCUUUCUGCCUACAAUACUAUUUUGCAAUACUAAGUUGCUACCAGACAACUUUUGGUAAUUACUAAAUAUUAUCUUUGUUAAUAAAAUAUAUCAUUUGAUAUCUGUUUAUAAUUAUCAGGGGAAAAUGUACUGAUCAGCAAUGUGUACCUUUCAUUACUUGUGCUGGAACUGAGAAGUACUAAAGAAACAAUGGUAACUUUUAAGAAUAGAUGGAUGUUAGAAAAUAUUUAAUGAUUGUAAAGGGGAAAAAAAAGUAGACACCCACAACCAACAAUGUAACAUGUAGUCCCUAACAGUCCCCACUGAAAUUCAGCAGCAAAAACAGUGCUUAAUUAAAUUAAGUGGUGUCUCUAGCUGCAAAAUAUUCCUUUCUCCAGCCCCAAUUGUUGAGUUAGUCUUCUAUAUGGCAGCUAAAUUCAAGGUUUUUCCUUGGCUCUAUGGCAAAAAGGGAAUAGUCAGAAGCAAGAGUUGGCUUUUUAAAGACCUCCAAAAAUUUUCUCAUAAACGAUUAGGAUCGAUAACUUGAAUGUAAACCCUUCCCCUCCCCAUUUCCUUAUUACAGCAUAAAUGCCUAAAUGUUUGUUCUAUAUCUUUUAGAUCCUCUCGUACUCCAGUGCAACUUUCUCAGGAGACAAAAGAAACUGUCAAUGAAGUCAUUAUUUUUCGUACCCUAUUUCUAUUUCAUAUCUCCUCCUAAGUACGAGCAAGAAAAGGAAAAAGAUUUAGAGACCAAAGUUUUUUUUAAAAAGCCCAAGCUACCACACGCUCCGGCUUUGAACAGCACUGGGAGGCGGUGCCAAGUUUUGUUUUCAGUUCGCGCCGAACUGCAACCAGAGCCUACUGCCCGGCGGGAGGAAACGAAGCGAGUCAGGAAAGAAACCAGUUGAAGGCGUGGGGUGGGGCCUAAGCGGACCCCCGCGCUCCCCAUUGGCCCGAAAGCCCGUUGCUCAAAAGGCGAAACUUUGGAGGCUGCCCUGGAUCCGCCCCGAGCUCCCUUUCUGUGAGAUGAAAACUUUCUGGCAGCCUCGGUGGGUGGAGGGAAAUAAAAAAAAAUGCUCAAGAUGGCGGAAAAUUUAAAAGAUUGUACUGUUUGCUGCAAGUCAACUUGGUCCAAUCUCCAGGAUAUUUGUAGAUUGGAGAAGCUGUGUUGCUCUUCCUUGGGCAUUACCAAAAAAAACCUCAGUGAUUUUGAAGUAGAAUAUCUAUGUGAUUAUAAGAAAAUCCGGGAUGAGGAAUUCUAUUUGGUGAAGUGGCGGGGCUAUCCUGAUUCAGAUAAUACCUGGGAGCCCCGAAAGAAUUUGCGAUGUAUCAGCAUUCUCAAGCAAUUCCACAGAGACCUAGAACAGGCAUUGAUCCGGCGUGGUAGCAAGCUCAAAAAGAAUAUGCGCUUACUUGAUCAAGGAAUUUCCAAUUAUUUGGUUCAGAAGGCCAAACAGAGGCGAGCUUUGCAGCAUUGGGAAUAUGAGCUCAAUGCCAAACGCAACCACAAGGGACGAAUUGUGGUAGAAAACGAGGUAGACUUGGAUGGGCCUCCCCGGGACUUUGUCUACAUCAAUGAGUAUAAAGUUGGGGAGGGUAUCACUCUCAACCAGGUGGCUGUAGGCUGUGAAUGUUCAGACUGUCUGUCAGAAGCAGCAGGAGGAUGCUGUCCUGGUACCUCACACCAUAAAUUUGCCUAUAAUGAGUUGGGCCAAGUGAAGAUCAAGGCUGGCAUGCCCAUCUAUGAGUGCAAUUCUCGCUGCAACUGUGGUAUUGAUUGCCCAAACCGUGUAGUACAGAGGGGCAUUCGUUAUGACCUUUGCAUUUUCCGGACAGAUAAUGGACGUGGCUGGGGUGUACGUACAUUGGAGAAGAUCCGCAAGCACAGCUUUGUCAUGGAAUAUGUUGGAGAGAUAAUCACAUCAGAAGAAGCUGAACGACGGGGUCAGAUUUAUGACCGACAGGGUGCCACUUAUCUGUUUGACCUGGACUACGUAGAAGAUGUAUACACAGUAGAUGCUGCCUAUUAUGGCAACAUUUCACAUUUUGUUAAUCACAGUUGCAACCCCAAUCUACAGGUAUACAAUGUUUUUAUUGAAAAUUUGGAUGAACGACUGCCACGCAUUGCUUUUUUUGCUACUCGAUCUAUCAGAACUGGUGAAGAACUCACAUUUGACUAUAAUAUGCAAGUGGAUCCAGUAAAUGCAGAAAGCACAAGGAUGGACUCUAAUUUUGGCCUUGUGGGAAGUCUGGCUGGCUCACCGAAGAAGCGGAUGCGAAUUGAGUGUAAAUGUGGCACAGAGUCUUGUCGAAAAUAUCUUUUCUAGUUCUUUGCUAGUUAAUUUUUCUUGGAAGAUGUCUUGUGAAGCCUGGAUUGGAAGCCCAAGCUGGCUGUUGAAAGAUUGCAGACAGAGGCUAAGAGUCAGGAACUUACCUGCUUGAAGAGUAAAUGAUAAAGCCUAGAACUGCAAGAGGGCAGUAAUCCACAUUUCUUGGGCUCUAUGGCACUGACUUGGCUGCUUCUGAUUCUUAUGGAAACAUGGGUGUGGGACAGUCUCUUCAGCAGGUGGACAGAUUGCUUGACUUUAUCUUGCUGCUGAGAUGCUUGCUGGAAAAACUACAGCAUAGAACAGAACUCCUUUCAUAAGUCUGUGCUUAUCUUAUCUGAACCCUCAACUACAGCUUACUGUUUAAAGCCUUAAAUGCGAAGACAAGGAACUGGCUAAUUUUUCAGGUUUUAUUCUGAAGGACAAAAAUAUUAAUUUUCUGUAAGAAGCACUUCCUAACCACCUUACUGGUAGGUGGGAAAUCAAAGCCGUUUUCUUCUUCCUGUGCACAGAUUUUGUAUUACCUCAGUGUGCCAUAUGACUGCUGUCCAUUUUUACAUAAUUGCUACUUGAAGUCGCACUUAGAAACCAUCAUGGAGUUAAGCUCUAUGCAACCUGAAAAAGCAACAAUGUCAUCUUUUUAAUUAAUGAAUUUGUUUUUAAAGAAAAUGUUUAUAAUUUUUUAAUGGGUUGGGGCAAAAACUAGCUUCUGGAGAUAGUUGUAUUUUUGAAGAUGUUAAGAAGUUCUUGAAGUAUGACUGCUGAACUGAAUUAGUUGUCUGGAUUCUUUAUUCUGUGUUUUAUAACUUACUGUUCCUUUUAAAAAAAUUUUUUUCACUACAGUAAUGUAAAGAAAAUAGAGUUUAGAAACAGCUUUAGUCUAACAGAAAUAGGAGAAACAUAUAAUCAGAGUUGCCAAAUCAAAUCACUUGCUUUUGGACUUCAGUUUUUAUAAAUACAAAAAGUGAUAUUAUAGAACAGGAACAUUUAUGUUUGGCACAAGAAAGUGAGGCUUUAAUUUCUUUGGUUUUUAUACAUUAGAAUAAUAUAAUUGGAAGUGAACAUUUAGACCAUUGAGUCCAAGCCCCUGCUCAGUCCCAAAUCAAAAUGAAAGCAUCCCUGACAAAUAUCUAUCCAAUCUUUGCUUGCGUAUAUCCAGCGGUAAUGUUUUUGUUUUGAAGCACGAUGAGCAAUAAAAUUUUUGCUGCUUGAUCCUGUUAGGAAGAAAAUAGUAAACAAAUAAAAUGGGGUGCUUAAAACUGCUCAAGGUGUAUUCCCCUAUAGAAGGGAAAAUAAGGAUACUAGAUCUCAGUGUUCUUUUGAACAUUUGCAUUAAAUAUAAAAAGGUAUACAAAGAAAAACAUUUCAGGGAUAUUAUGUACCUUUUUUCAAAUGAGAGCCUGGACUUAGGUGGCUCACCAACUUCAUUCAAAAAGAGUAGCAAAAUGAGAGUACAUUUUGAUAGGUUUUUUAAAAAAUAUUAAAUAUUUGGGUAUAAUUUAUUAUCUGUAUCGGAAUACAGUCAUUUUAGUAGGUACUGUAGUCACAUUUUCCUUAUUGGGGACCAUACUUUUUACUUUAAAAAAAAUACCUCUGGGGAUGAUAGUGAUGCAGAAUUUUCAGCAGAGAAAUUAAGGCUGAAUUUUUGCACUUUUGUGGGAACUGUUUCAAAUAGAUGCAUUAUGCCUACAAGAAGUUCAAUAUGUUUUAUAGCUUUAAUUCAUUAAAAGGAGAAAUGCUGAGAAAAAUGAUUUUUGUAUUGCUGAAAUUCAACAGUUUUAGAGCUUGGAGACUGUAAGAGUUAAGUCGGGGCAGGCAUACGCUUGCCUUGAUAAAAGCAGCAUGUACAUAUGCAUAAUCAUUAACACACUUUGGUAUUAUAUCCAAGUUCACAGAAAAUAAUCCUUUUCAAAAAUGAUUUGACCAUAUUAAAAAUGUACUGAUUUCUAUUAUCUUCAAACUAUACAUUAACAGUUGAUGCAGAAAAAGAUAAUUAGGGAAUUGGGCACCUCUAUUAAAGAUAAGUUAAAGUGAAAUAUAUAGAGGGUUUUAAAUCUGCAAAAAAAAAAAAAAAAA